UCGGCAGCUCCGCACCGUCGCUCUCCGUGCCACCUCCGCGGCUCCGCGCAGGACCGGCCCUCCCUUCGCCCGGCGAGGCGCAGAGAUGAGCCACGCCAGACCCCGCUAUGUCAUCGAACGCCCUGCAUACUCGGUCAGCCUCUUUGAUGAAGAGUUUGAGAAGAAAAGCAGAAGUUAUCCCGUCGGGGAAAAGUUGAAAAACCUUUUCAGAUGUUCAGCUUCCAGAUUCAAGCUCAUUCUCUUCAGCCUGUUCCCAAUACUUGUUUGGCUUCCCAAGUAUAAAAUCAAGGAGUACAUUUUGCCUGAUGUUCUCGGUGGGGUCAGUGCGGGGACAAUCCAAGUGCCACAAGGGAUGGCUUUUGCACUGCUGGCCAACCUGCCUCCUGUCAAUGGGCUCUACUCCUCCUUCUUCCCUUUGAUAACAUACCUCUUCCUUGGCGGUAUCCACCAGAUGGUCCCAGGUACUUUUGCAGUCAUCAGCAUUAUUGUUGGCAACGUCUGCCAUGAGCUGGCUCCAGAGUCGGACUUCCAGUACUUCAAUCACACUACUAAUGAGACCAGCGUGAAUACCACAGCCAUGGAAGCAGCCAGACUGGAGAUCUCUGCCACGCUAGCCUGCCUGACUGCCAUCAUACAACUGUGCCUGGGAUUCGUGCAGUUUGGCUUUGUUGCUAUCUACCUGUCAGAGUCUUUCAUCAGGGGUUUCAUGACAGCAGCAGGGCUGCAGAUCCUCAUCUCCGUGCUCAAGUACGUCUUCGGCUUGACAGUCCCGUCUUACACCGGGCCCUUAGCUAUCGUCUAUACAUUCAUUGAUAUUUGCAAAGGUCUGCCCAAAACCAACGUGGCCUCCCUGGUCUAUGCCUUGAUCAGUGCUGUGCUUCUGAUUGUUGUCAAGGAACUCAACCUGAAGUACAUGAAAAAGAUCCGGAUGCCCAUUCCCAUGGAGAUCAUCAUCGUAAUAGUUGCAACUGCAAUCUCUGGCAGCUUUAAGAUGCCUGAAAAGUACAAUAUGCCAGUGGUUGGGAAGAUCAGCAUGGGGUUCCCAGAGCCCACCCUGCCCCUGGUGAGCAAGUGGAAGGACAUGAUUGGCACAGCCUUCUCACUCGCCAUCGUGAGCUACGUGAUCAACCUGGCCAUGGGGAGGACGCUGGCAGCCAAGCAUGGCUAUGAUGUGGACCCCAACCAGGAAAUGCUGGCCCUGGGCUGCAGUAACUUCUUUGGAUCCUUCUUCAAAAUCCACGUCAUCUGCUGUGCUCUCUCUGUCACUCUGGCUGUGGACGGGGCAGGAGGCAAAUCACAAGUGGCAAGUUUCUUUGUGGCAUUGGUGGUUAUGGUGACCAUGCUUUCUCUAGGAAUUUAUCUUGAACCUCUUCCAAAGUCUGUCCUGGGAGCCCUCAUCGCUGUCAACCUGAAGAACUCCCUCAAGCAGCUGGCUGAUCCCUUCUACCUGUGGAAGAAGAGCAAGCUGGACUGCCUGGUCUGGCUGGUGAGCUUCCUGGCUGCCUUCUUCCUGAGCCUGCCCUACGGAGUCGCAGUGGGUGUGGGAUUUUCCGUGCUGGUUGUGGUUUUCCAUACCCAGUUCCGGAACGGUUCGGCACUCGGCCAAGUAACAUCCACGGACAUCUACAAGAACCCCAAAGCCUACAACAAGGUACACGAACUCAACGGCAUUAAAAUUGUGACCUACUGCUCGCCACUGUAUUUUGCCAACUCAGAGAUAUUCCGUGAGAAGAUUAUAGCCAAGACUGGAGUGGAUCCUGGGAAAGUGUACUUAGCCAGGAAGAAAUACUUGAAAUGGCAGGAGAAGGGGACAGCACAACCAUCAACAAAGCCACCAAAAUUCUUACUGAGGCAGAACAAGACCUUAUCCAUGCAAGAGCUCCAGAAAGACUUUGAAAGCACCUCUCCAACAGACACCAACAACAACCAGACGACUGCUAACGGCGCCAGCAUCUCUUACAUCACGUUCUACCCUCCUGCCAACGGCACCAGGCAGGUACACACCUCCAGCGAGCUGGGCAGCACCACCACUCUGCAAGGAAGCACCUUCAGGGAAAUGUCAGCUGCAGAUGUUGACCCCAUGGCCACGGCACCGCCCUAUGUCAGCUUCCACACCAUCAUCCUGGACAUGAGCGGGGUGUGCUUUGUUGACCUCAUGGGCACAAAAGCACUGGGCAAGCUGUGUUCCAGCUAUCAGAAGAUUGGCAUUAAAGUGUUCUUGGCAAACGUGCAUGCCCAGGUGUACAACGACAUCAGCACAGGUGGGGUUUUUGAAGAAGGAGGCCUGGACAGAAAACACAUCUUCCUGACCAUCCAUGAUGCUGUUUUGUUCGCACUGGCAGAUAUCAAAGAAGUCGUCCACCCACCCACCUUAGAAGAGAGGCCGAAUCAGACAGAGCUCUCCAUCUACGAUGAGUCCGUGGAUGAAAGCAGCUCGGAGUUCACAAACCUGGAGGAGGAGAUGUUCGGAAGCAUGUUCCAUUCAGAGACACAGACAGCGCUGUGAGCCUCGUGCUGAUAAACCCUCCUGGACAGCCUCCUCUCUCCCAUCCCAUCACGAAGAGCUGCACUCCUACCCAGGAAUACAAAGUGUUUGCAAAGCAAGAGGUCAUCACGCCUCUUGAACUGGUAAUUUCUCCUCCCGCUCUGCUUCUGGUGCUCAGAGAAAUGGCCUCUGCAGCAGACAACACAACACCACAGAGCAGGAACUCAGGAAAUGCCAUCCCAUUAAUCACAGAAGAGAAGCAAGCUCACCUGAUGGCAGGUGCCUCAGCGCAUGGGACAAUCAGUUGGUUUUGCCACAUGCUUGCCUUUGUCUCACACAGUCACAAUCUUCUGCCCACAGAGGCAUUACACAGUUUGGGAAACCCCCUUCUUUCUUUUCCUUCCUCCUUCUUUUCCCGAUGAAAUGAAAUUAAGCAAAUAUUGCGAGCCUCUCACGGCUUUGAAUCACGAGCCAAAGCAGCUUUUGCAAGGUGCAGCCUGUAAGGUAAUGCUGUUUCAAAACAUGCACUGACUGUCGGGGUGCCUGCACUGCAGGUGCCAACCUUUGUGUUCCCCCACAUUUCUCCAUGCCCCUGCACUGCUCUCUGUGUGACCCAGAAACCACAGCCUCCAGUCAGUGCUGUGUUUCUCACACCCUGGUGCAGUAUCUCAGGUGGGCUAUUUUCCAGAUUAUAUUUUGACUUAUUAAUAGGGCUAGCUUGUAAUGGGGAGUAUGAAUUCCUUGUUACGGUGUGCUGUGUGUGCAUGCUGGUCUGCCUGCCAAGUCAGUAUGUGUUCAGAAGACCCAGGCUCCAGUUAAAAUCCCUCCUGAUAUUUUUAGGCAUCUUCCUUCUGUCUGAACAGAGCUGCAGAGAAGGUUUUUAGACUGUGCAUGUCGUGAAAGCAUUAAUUCCAAGGGUGUUCUGCCUCCCUUUCCAUCUUGACUGCAGUACCUAAAUGAUAUGUGGUACGUGGAUUAGUGCUUUGUGGAGAUACAUAUAUAUCUCUCUAUAUUUUUUUCCCCAAGUCAUUUCGACCACAAAAAGCAAAUGCAGGGACAGCGAGGAACCUCCUUCUUGUAAAGUCCUGGAUCCAGGGCAGCAAGAUGAAAACUUCAGCCCAUUUAGUAUCUGCAACUGGUACCAGCUGCGCUAUGGAGGGCUUCCAAUGACAAGCUCUCAUGGUCACUCAGGCAGCAAGGGAACGCUCUUUUUUAUAUGUGAUAUUUCUGUAACAAUUCUCUACUGCAUAUUUGAUGAUUUUCAUUACAAUUCAUCUCAGAUUGAUAAUACCAGGACCAUCUACCUCUCAGGCAAACAAGCCUGAUGCUCUAACCCAGAGACAGACAGACGAGAUCUUAAUCAUUUCUAGAAAUCUGACAUUCUUUUAUAUUUGAGUGAUGCUUAUAACACGUGCUAUUUUAAUUUCCCUUUCUGACAUCUUCCCUUCUUACCCAGUGCUGAUAUUGUGACAGAAAUGACAAGAUAACAAUCUAAAGCCUGGAAAAACCUAAGCAGAAGCCAAGAGUUAAAGGGACCCUUCUUCAGUGAGUUUCAACCUCAAAUAUGGCUUUGAUGAAAGUAAGGCCAUAGAAAAUUUAGUAUGUUUUCAGUUGCAAUGAAUGCAGCUUUUUCUGUUUGAUUUUCAAAUCCUCCUACAAAGUAUUUCCAGCACUGGGAUAAAGACAAGAGUGUACAAGCAAAACUGAACAGUCUGCUGUAUUUCCAUGAAUGCAAAAGAAAAAAAAAAAAAAAAAAAAAAAAAAAGCCUUAAUAAUCCAAGCAAAUUAUAUUUUUAAAGCUUAUUUUGAUUGUAUUGCUCCACGACUUUAAAAAGAUAAACAAGCUUUAGCGCACUGUUUCAAGGUACAUAUUGAGUUUCAUUCACACAUUGCUGGAAGGCUUUCUGGGCAGACAAAGCAGAGCUUCCCUAUUGCUCCCAAUGUCCCAUUUUUAUAGGAAAAUAGAGCUGCAUGAACCAUCAUAGCUAGACAACCAUUACAGGUAAUCACAGCACGACCUGCCACUUUGGCUUUAUGUAACACCUCAUUCACUAAACCACCAUUUCUCUACCUCAGGUUCGGAUUAUGUGGUGCAGGAGAGUAAUAACACCAAAGAAAGUCAGUUUCCCAAAAGAGACAAACCACCUCCUAAUAGUCAUUACUUAUUUUGAUGAGAGACAGCAGUGCCUUUUCCAGAACUGUGUUUUGUUGUACAAGCUGAAAACAAGAGCUAAAUUAUCUUAUCUUUGAGGGUGAUUACUCAUGCUGUUUUGCUACUGUUUGAGAGUUCCUUUCAUUCACUUAUUUGAAAAAAAAAAAAAAAAGAAAAGAAAUUGGUGCAAUGGAACACGAAGCUAUUCUACAGUAAGCAAUCAAUGUUUCUGUACCUCUGAGGUCGCUUUGCUUCAAACAAGGAAAAUUGCAGUUUCCAGUUCCUCAAUCAUGUUUAGUUGGAGGAGACUGAUUCCUCAGGAUCUGCCAGACCUCACGCCCUAGGAAACCUCAGAGCAACAGGCUGUGUAUGAAGAAUAGAUUUUGUUUCUUGAAGUUCCUACAGCAUAACAGAUGGGAUUUCAAGGGAGGCUCCUUGCAAUAGCAGCACUGGCACACAGUGAUGACAGCCCAGGAAAAAUGAUUCCUCCUUUUGGUAGCCACAGGUCACUUCUGGUGACAACAUGGACGGAUAGAACCACUGGAAGCUCAACAAUGUCUUCAUUUUCAUGUCCUGGACAGGAGAGUGAGGGAAACUCCAAUUAAUACUGGGGUAGAAAAUCUUAAAUUUCAGUGUCCUUUUAUUGCUGACGGUGUGUAACAGCUCUGAAGCCUCCCCUGACAAACUGAUGAUGUAUAACCAGCUCAGAAUGUUUGUAAUUUAUUUAAUUUAAUAUCGGUUUUGUUCUUUUUUCUUUUUUUUUUUCUUUUUUAUAAUAAAGAAUGUCUGAACAAUCA
Molecule: messenger RNA, 5434 nt
Organism: Lagopus leucura (white-tailed ptarmigan)
Lineage: Eukaryota; Metazoa; Chordata; Aves; Galliformes; Phasianidae
Gene: SLC26A9
Product: solute carrier family 26 member 9
Exons: 21
Coding region: 86-2506 (806 amino acids)
Biological process (GO): transmembrane transport
Cellular component (GO): membrane
Molecular function (GO): sulfate transmembrane transporter activity; oxalate transmembrane transporter activity; bicarbonate transmembrane transporter activity
Source: RefSeq, a predicted model, not a curated record